AUGAAAAAACUGGAGGACCAAGCUGAGGCCGCCACCAAAGCCCAAAGUCUAGCCGAGGAAAAAGCUGAAUCUGCCGAGGCUAUUAAGAAGGUCGCUGAGGCCGAGAAGAGAAAGGCCGAGGACAAAAAGGCCCAAGCGAAAAAGGAACUUCAAGAUGCUUUAUCUACUAAAGAUGUCGAAAUCAAGGCAGCCGACGAAAAGGCCUAUGCUCAAGGAAUGGCCGACGUUACAGAAGAAUACAAACUACAAGAGGAGGAUGAGGAGGUUAUCAAGGAGACCACUCCUGAGCAAGCAUCAUCUGAUGUUCCUCCAAUCGACAGAAGUCUUGAUCAAACACUUGCCGAAAUUGAUGCUGAUUUGGCGGCGGAAAAGAUUACCGAGGUGGUUCCACCAGAAUCCUCCGAGGUUCCAGCCCAUCCAGCUGUUGAUGCUGAAAGAGCCUGA
Molecule: messenger RNA, 444 nt
Organism: Camellia sinensis
Lineage: Eukaryota; Viridiplantae; Streptophyta; Magnoliopsida; Ericales; Theaceae
Source: RefSeq, a predicted model, not a curated record